Messenger RNA from Prorocentrum cordatum, 778 nucleotides. Lineage: Eukaryota; Dinophyceae; Prorocentrales; Prorocentraceae. The record is from the annotation of a GenBank genome assembly.
ACUGUUGCCAAGAUGGUCCAGUGGUGGCGCACGUGUCUCUCACAGCUGCCUGCGCGCUGCCUCCCAUUGUUUUACGCCGACGUCAACGAUGGCCUGGGCUGCCGCAAGAUCGACGGCGACUGGACAUACUAUGCGACUAGUGCCAUUGGCAGGAUACUCGCGCGCGGGCGACGCCGACAGGGUGCUGGAGAGGCAGUGGGCGGCCUUUUCGCUCAGCAGCACCUCCUGGCAGCCAACGCGCCGGGCAGGUACGGGGCGACUUUUUCUGGCAGCGGGCCUGAGGGCCCAAGUCGUCUCAUCGACUUUGUCGUUCUUCCGCAGGGCUGGGCGUCCCACAUAGUCAAGUGCCACACGUUGCACAGGGUGGGCGCCCAGCUCCAGGACCAACCUGAUACACCCAAGUGGGACAUGACGGCCCUCAGGGCGGCGGCCAAGCGUGGCCACCAGCGCAUGGGCUUCGCGAGCGGCGUCGCCCAGUGGAUGGGCGACCACACCGCGGAGCUCGCAGCAGCCCGCGACCAGGGCGCCCCCGACCACGCCUUCGAGCUGCUCGAGCGCUGCACGGCCGAGGUUGGCGCCGAGUAUUUCACGAAGUCGACGGGCGUUCCCGACGAGCACGCGCACUGGGCGAAGUUGAGGCGCGACUUGCUCCAGAAGCGGAUUGACAUGCGCGCCCCGCGCGCGACGGUGGACGACGCGGGGCUGGAGCAGGAGUGGCUCGCCGUCUGGUUUAUUCCUGCUGGCGAUGGCGGGAUGCUGGUCCACCCGAUCGACCUAG